Molecule: messenger RNA, 3197 nt
Organism: Syngnathoides biaculeatus (alligator pipefish)
Lineage: Eukaryota; Metazoa; Chordata; Actinopteri; Syngnathiformes; Syngnathidae
Product: dynein light chain Tctex-type 3-like
Exons: 5
Coding region: 140-478 (112 amino acids)
Biological process (GO): microtubule-based movement
Cellular component (GO): cytoplasm; cytoplasmic dynein complex; kinetochore
Molecular function (GO): dynein intermediate chain binding
Source: RefSeq, a predicted model, not a curated record
AAGUUUUACUUCUGAGCACAUCGUUGACUUAAUUUCAUCGGAACCAGCGCCCUGAUUUUUCUUUUGUUGUUGUUGUUGUUGCUAUUAUUAACAACAGUAAAAACUUGUGAUCGUUUUCAAGAGUAAGGAAACUAAAAGGAUGGACGAACAUCAAAACGGGGGCUCGUUCAACACCGAAGAAGCUGAUAACAUUGUCAAAGAGUGCAUCGACAGCGUGGUGGGAAACAAUGAUUACAACCAGAAUCUGGUGAACAAAUGGACCUCUGCUAUAGUGGAGCGCUGUCUCACACAGCUGGUCAAACUUGGAAAACAGUCUAAGUUCAUUGUGACGUGUGCCCUGAUGCAGAAAACUGGUGCCGGGCUCCACACAGCUAACUCCUGCUACUGGGACACGGCAAUGGAUGGUAGUUCCACGGUGAGAUGGGAAAGCCGGACCAUGUACUGUGUGGUCAGCGUGUUUGCCAUUGCCACUGCGUAGAAUGCAACCCGUGGGAAAGAAUAGAAGACCUCCAAGUGCCACUUCCAUACAUACAGGCUGUGAGCGCACAGUACGUGUGUAUUGUUUUUGGACUGUAUUAUGCAUAAUAUUGAAAAGAAUAAUCAAAAGUUGGACCACAUACCACAUACUGCAGCCCCGAUCACCCAUUUUUCCACAAAUGAUUAAUCAACAAAGCUAUUCUGUUCUGUUCUACAGUGGAGCAAAAAAUGUUGAACAAUAGUUGAACAGUUAUCACUGACUCCAAACAAGUUAUCCAUCCAUGUUGUUGAGUACAGUGGGGCAAAAAAAACUAGUCAGCCACCAAUUGUGCAAGUUCUCCCACUUUAAAUAAAUGAUAAAGGCCUGUAUAUGUCACCAUAGGUAUGCCUCACUUAUGAGAGACAAUAAGGGAAAAAAAUGAAGAAAAUUACAGCAAAUUUUUGAAGAAUUUAUUCGCAAAUUAUGGUUGAAAAUAAAUAUUUGGUCAGUUACAAAAGUUCAUCACAAUAUUUAUGUACACUUUGUUGGCAAUAAAUAAUGUAUCUUUGUUCAUCAAUUUAUGCCAGUGAGGCAUAGUGAUAGAAGAAAUAAAUCUGCUUCUAUAACAUGAUGGUUAAUUAUUAUUAUUGUAUCCACUUUCCGAUUGGAUUGUAUUGAUUUUCCAAUUGUAAACUAUCCUCCAUGGAUCUAUAAUGGUUGGAAGUCACUGCUCUAGUCAGAUCAUGUAUCCUUAUAAGUCAGGUCAGGCCAACAUUACAUGACAAAAAUAAUGGAUGGUAACUUAAUUAUAUUAGUUUCACGUAAUUAAAUUUCUUAUCAUAUACUGCAAUGCAAACAGUCGCAGUGAAAACAGAAGGUAAUGUUGCCCCUCAAUCAAUCAUAAAUGUGCAAAUUAGAGGAGUAUUUGUAAGACUGCCUUAGAACAUUCAUACAAAACAAUGAAAUUAACGCACUGCCGCAAAUAAAGAGCAGUAAUGCUACACCACAACGAAUAGCUCUAAAAUGAACUGACAACCAGAUCAAGUCAAAAUAAAGCAUGGAGGCAGUAUAUACUUUUCUAAUCAAUAACUCAGUAGUAUAGUACAUGUACUAAACAAAAUAUAAACAACGGCCACCAGGCAAAAGAAACAUUAAUUUAAAUUAGGAAAGGGGUUUAAACUUGCACCAUUAAUUGAGCCGAAUUUCUAUGCAAAUUUUAGCAUCAAUGGCAGAUUCUAACAAAGAUGAGCAGCUUUGCUGGCCGAAAGCCUGCUUCUACGUUCAUCCAGGAUGUUGGAUGCGGUGCUAAGUAGACGUUCACUGUCCACACUUGCACAUGGUGAAGAGAGGUACACUCUAGCUGCAAAAGCCAUCCUGAUUGGAUCUCCAGUAAGCCAGUGAGUCAGCCUCCCGAUGGAUGACUGGCUCUGAUAGGUGGAUAUUUAUCUGGGACAAUGCCUGGAUCACCUUCUCCGGCCGUUGUUCUUGUAUGAUCUCACCCGGCAUCGACAUCAAGGAACCAGGCCGUGGCAGGUUCUCAGCAUGGCAAAGUCAGGAGCCCCACUUUUCACGUGCACUUCGCUAUGUUUGGGGCGUUGUCCCAAAGUACGACAUGAACUCUCUCUCUCGCGAUCUGCCACGCUUGGAGUAUGUUGUCGUGUUUGGUCACUCACGCUGUAGCAGUGUAGGACCGCUUUUCGUAGUUUGAAUUUGGCUUUCCCCCACUGGGCUGUCAAACUCAGAAGUGACAUGGGGCUAACAUCAGAUGACUGAAUGUCUGUGGUGAAGGUCAACGAUAGACUGUCUUCUUUCUGGGGGCUGGCUACAAAGUCUCAUACUGUAAUACCUGGAUCAAUUGCCCUGGUCCCUUUGGUAGAAAAACAGUUUCCACCCCAUGCUUCACAGUAGGUAUGGUGUUCUUUCGAUCCAACUCACCAUUCCUUCUCCUCCAAACACAAGUUGAGUUUGGUUUCAUCUGACCAUAUGACGUUCUCCCAAUCCUCGUCUGGAUUAUGCAAAUGCUCUCUAGAAAGUUCCAGACGGGGCGUGUCUGGCACUGCAGGAUUAGAGUCCCUGUAUGUGGCUGUGUGUUACUGAUGUUAGUCUUUGUUACUUGGUUCCAGCUCUCUGGAAGUCAUUCACUAGGUCCCCACGGUGUGGUUCUGGGAUUUUUCCUCGCCAUUCUUGUGAUGAUUUUGACCCUAUGGGGUGAGUUCUUGCGUGGAGCCCUAGAUUGAGGUUUAUUAUCAGUGGUCUUGUAUGUCUUCCAUUUUCCAUUUGCUCCCACAGUUGAUUUCUUCACGCCUAUUGCAGAUUCAGUCUUCCUAGCGUUCUGCAGGACUGCAAUUUUGUUUCUGAUGUCCUUUGACAGUUCUUUGGUCUUGGCCACGGUGGCUGUUUGAGGUUGUGGACAGGGGUCUUUUGUACUGAUAACGAGUUCAAUUAGGUAGCAAAGAACAAGUUACAGGUCUGUGAGAGACAGAAUUCCGCUUGCUUUUAGGUGACCAAAUGUUUAUUUUCCACCGUCAUAAGUAAUUUCUUUAAAAAUCAGAUAAUAGUCAUCUUUUUGAGUGGGAAAACUUAAGCACAAUUGCUGGCUGACAAAAUACUUUUUUGCCCCACUGUAUUCUAUUUUAUUCUGUUCUAUUCUGGUCUUUAUUGUCUUAGAUGUGAAACACAUCAGAAGGAAUUUCUGUCAUGAUGCAUCUGAUUUCCCAAUUAAAAGAAUAAGCACUCUUGA